GUUCAAUUAUCAACAACUUCUGAAAACUUGGGUAUGGGUUCCGCUGCAAUCAAUAAUAGAACAUACUUUCCCCAAGCUUUGGCCAGUGGAUUGGCAUCUAGAGUCAAUAAGGACCUGGAUAGUGCCUUGAUAACCACCACUGUUCCCACCACCAGGAACAGAAGACAAGUCAACUACUCGGAAUACGACAGAGGUGAAGAUGACUUCGACGAUGACUUUUCCCCAUCACUGACUUCCAAUCAGCAAUCCAACAAUCAGUCAAAUGAAAGUGCUGUCAAUAAGAUCAUACUAAAACCAGUCAGGGUUCCAAAAUAUCCAUCAGAUCUUGACAGUGAAGAAAACUUAAAAGAAGUUAAGAAUCUGGAUGAUGUGUUGGUUCCCAUAAGACUAAGUAUUGAUUAUAAUGGAGGAAACUCAAAGUACCAAGAUUGCUUUAUGUGGAACUUAAACCAAACCUUAAUUCUGCCUGAAGAAUUUGCUAGCAUUGCUGCUACUGACCUUGAACUCCCAACGUCCGUUCAUUCGGUAAUGGUAGAAUCCAUCAAAAAGCAGAUUGAAGAAUACAAGCAAUAUUCCAACUUGCAACUACCAUCGAACAUGGAGUAUCAUGUCAUCAUCAAUUUGGCUGUGAGUUUGGGUAAAAUAUUAUAUGAAGAUAGAUUUGAAUGGGACUUGACCCAAACCGAUGUCAGUCCAGAAAUGUUUGCUGACAUAGUGGUGGCGGAUAUGGGAUUAUCAUUGGAAUUCAAGCCCGCCAUUGCAACUUCUCUACAUGAAGUUAUCUCUAGGUUGAAGAGAGAGAUUAUAGAAGGAAAGAACCACGAACUCGAAAAAUACCAACAAUUGAGCGGAUUGAUUUUUGAAAGAGGUAUCAGAAUAUCAACUGAAAGCAGUGUCAAUAAUGGUAACGACCAUUGGGAGCCUAUUGUUGAAAUUUUAACACCAGAAGAGAUCACCAGACGUGAAGUUGAGAGGCAGAGAAGCUCUAGAAGAAAAAACAGGGAAAAUUUAAAAGGAGUUUCUGGCAAGAGAAAGUUUGACGAAGUCGAGAGCUCGUGGAGGUCAUAUUAAUCAUUAGAAAAGCCGGUCUACUGAUAAAGAUGUAGAAGAGCUUUCAAAAAAGCUGGGUUAUUAUCUGUGUAAGUUAUAUUGUAAAUUUGUAUGUCAAAUCUCAAAAGUAGGCAGAAAUUCAGAAGAAACUCUUAAUAAUUACCACUAAUACUGUCUGGGGUUUCAUACCUUAAACUUGUGAAAAAGAGUUAUUCACCAGAUAAUAAAUCACUCGUAGGCCUCCCCCCCAUAAUACAGCAUUGCGCCUUUAAGGUGCGACUACUCUUCCCUCAGUGAGGAAACACCUUUCUAAUGUGGAUACGCAGUUGGAGAGCCAAGAUAAAAGAAUUCAGGGAUCUUCUUUCCCCGUUUGGAUUCCCGAUAACUAAUAUUCAGCGGAUGCAAUUUUGAGCUUAUCUACAAAUGAUCUAGCUACUUUUCAAUA
This is a messenger RNA of Yamadazyma tenuis ATCC 10573, 1495 nucleotides long. RefSeq lists its product as uncharacterized. Gene Ontology annotation, cellular component: nuclear chromosome; RSC-type complex; nucleus. Lineage: Eukaryota; Fungi; Ascomycota; Pichiomycetes; Serinales; Debaryomycetaceae. Gene Ontology annotation, molecular function: transcription coregulator activity. Gene Ontology annotation, biological process: chromatin remodeling; positive regulation of pseudohyphal growth by positive regulation of transcription from RNA polymerase II promoter. The record is from RefSeq and is a predicted model, not a curated record.